This is a messenger RNA of Merops nubicus (carmine bee-eater), 2099 nucleotides long. RefSeq names its product NEDD4 binding protein 2-like 2 (gene N4BP2L2). NCBI's taxonomy places the organism in Eukaryota, Metazoa, Chordata, Aves, Coraciiformes, Meropidae. The transcript is spliced from 5 exons. The coding region runs from base 1 to 1935 and encodes 644 amino acids. Gene Ontology annotation, biological process: negative regulation of transcription by RNA polymerase II. Gene Ontology annotation, molecular function: transcription corepressor activity. Gene Ontology annotation, cellular component: nucleus. The record is from RefSeq and is a predicted model, not a curated record.
AUGCUUCAUGCUGAAAGUAGAGUAAGGCUCUUGGAGUGUCAGAAUGAAAUCACAAUUGAACCAUGUUCUAAAAAAAUGAAGUCAGCAGAAGUGGCUUGUGGGAAACUCUCUGAUGAUGAUAACCAAGGUAUUCAGGAGGAGGAGGACGUUGAGAGAACGUCAGAUAAUUUGAUACCAGCAUGUGCCUCAGACAAUGAAGGGAAACAUGAAAUGCAGGAGCAAGGGAAAAUACCUACUGGUCUCUCUGAAACAGUGAAUGAAGUGUUCCAUGAAAGUGAUCUAAUGCUUAUUCAGCCAGUUGAUUCGGAAACUGUGCAGAAUAUAAAUCUGCCAUUUGCAUCAAUAAAUGACGCUGAAGUUGAAGAAAAGAAAGACCCUUUUAUUACAAAUAAUGUGAGUGAAGAUAAUAUUGAAAAUAGCAGUCCCUUAUUCUCAGUAAGUAGAAAUGCAUCAGAUGAAGAAUUUUUUACAAGCAAAGAAUUUAUUGGACCGAUUUACAAGCCUGCUGAAAGUAACAGACAGGACAAAUCUGAGAGUCUCAGCAAGUGUGGAAGCAGUGAUGGAGGUCAGAAUGAAUUGCAUGAAUACAGAGCUGAAAGAAAGGAGGCAGAGAAGAUGCAGACUGUUUGCUCUGCUGCACCAGAAAUAGAUGAUGAACUGGACCAGUUCUAUAAAGAAAUUCACCAGCUGGAAAAUGAAAACUUAGACACUAAUUUUCAGGAAAAAGAAACUGAAACUUCUCAGGAACAACACUCUCCCUAUAAUUGUAGUCAGACCUCACAAGAGGAUUAUGAACGCACCUUGUUGGACAGCUCACAACCCUGUUUCUACUUCUGUGAGAAGAAACAGUGUGGGGAACAGAACAGUCAGGAAACAAGCGGUGAACAGCAGUCUGUUGUGGAAACAAGUGACUGGAAAAUUGAAAAUACCUUUUCUGGACAAGUAGAUUCUAAAUACUGGAACUGCUCAGUGCCUGAAUUCAGACCUGCUUGGCAGUCAGAGGCUUUCAAAGUACCUCAGGGACCUCUUCAUCCUAGAUUCAACCAUCAGUCACAUUUUCAGGUACUUAAUUCCCCACCACAAAAAACAAAUGCUCUCCCAUUUCAGAAUAGUGAACUUUUGUACAAAAAUUAUCAUGGUUACCAUGGAAAUACUGAUAUUGACAGUCAUGGUCCAUUGCUUGAUCAGAGUACCGGCUAUGCUGGUCGCAUUGAUGUCCAUACUACUCAGGUCUUCAGAAAUGGACAUACUGACCAGAGUGAACUCCAAAAUAAUGGUUUCUGUGAAACCAGAGAAGAGUGUUGGAAGGAUCCAGAAGCUGAUGGUGCAGAAGGAAUGCACAGCUUUUCUUCCUUACAGUUACCUGAAGAAAGAUUCAGUUGUUCACAGAAAUUUCUCCUUAUCUUAAGAGGCCUGCCUGGUUCAGGGAAAUCAACACUCUCUCGGUUUCUGCUUGGCCAAAGUGGUGAUGGCAUUGUAUUCAGCACUGACGACUAUUUUCGUCAACAAGAUGGCUACACGUAUAAUGCUGCUCACCUUGGGGAUGCUCAUGACUGGAACCAGAAGAGAGCAAAGCAAGCCAUGGAGCAGGGAAGAUCUCCAGUUAUAAUAGAUAACACUAAUACUCAAGCUUGGGAAAUGAAGCCAUAUGUGGAAGUGGCUCUAGAAAAGGGAUACAGAGUGGAGUUCCAUGAGCCAGAUACUUGGUGGAAGUUUGAACCUGAAGAAUUAGAAAAGAGGAAUAAACAUGGGGUCUCUCGUGAGAAGAUUGCUCAGAUGUUGGAACGAUAUGAAUAUGAAAUAUCCAUUCCUAUUGUCAUGAAUUCAGUGGUACCUCCCCACAAAAACACUCAAAGGCCACCUCUGCAGCGAAGACAGAGGUGGGGAGGCAAUACAGACUCAUGGAAUUGUUUCAGUAUUUCCAGUAGCCGAUAACACAGCUGCAGUCAGUUAAUAAAAAACUGUUACUUGCCCUUCUAAAACACAUCAUCACCUCCAAUAUAGUAGUGGAUCUUCUGUGUUUUAAAUAGGCCUAUUUCAAGACCAUUUUCUUCUGGAGGUUGUUCCUUUAACAGACUUGCAUGUAAAUAAAAUGGUAC